GGACGUCAAGGUGUGAUCAUCAGAAGAAACGGGGUUGCCCUCGAUGAAGUAUAAAGAUUAUUUAGUGCUUGCAUAAAAUUACCGUACAGUUCGCGUGUAUAUAAAGCCGUUUAACGAUAUGGCGUCCUCGGAGUCACGGAAACGUAAACUGGAAGAGUACGAAAUGCAGCUGUUUGGCUUUCAUUCAAGAGCCGUGUACGCUACGAUGAAAAAUAUAGUAUUUGACAGGAUUCAUGGUAUUACUAAUAAUAUGUGCGACACGAUUGAGAAAACGUACAAACUGAACUCUGAAAAUGUGAAAAUACUUAAGUUGAAUCAAAAGAAAUUACAAAAGGCAUAUUGCAAAGGAGCAACAUCGCAUUUGAAAAGCAUCGAGAAUGUUGUAAACAAAUACAUUGCUGUGCCAAGUAAUGUCUUGUUAGAAGAAGAUAAACAUCAAAGGAUACAGUACAGUACUGUAGAAUUUGAAAAUAUGAAACAGAGUUUGGAAGCUUUACAACAAAGAGCAAAAAGUGCAACUAUUUUUAAUUCUGUAUUGAAAGAAGAAUUAGAAAUACUAGAGCAGCUUCCAAUAUCUGAAGACAGUGUAAAUGAAAAGUGCAAAACGAUCGAGAGUGGCCUUAAAUGUACAGAUCUAGAUAACAAAAUGGUACAAUUAGUGGAAAAUUACGAAAAAUUGCAUAACAGUAUAUUUGGUGCAAUAACAGUCACAGAAAAAGUAAAGUAUAAUGCAAUAGAUAACCUUAAGUGCAAAGAUUUAGACAUAAAUGAUUUAUAACUUUUUCGCAUUUUGAAUGCGAUGCUACGGUUCAAAGUAUAUCUUUGAACAGUAAUAAGUAAAUAUAUGAUGUAUAACAUUCUGUGAAUGUGAAUUGCUAUUCGUACAUGUUGUAUUUUUAUUAAGUAUUUUUUAUACAACAGAUAAGUAAAUUGAAUAUUAAAACUUGCAAUCGAACGUAAUAAAUGUUUCCGAUAAGCCUUCAUAAAAUUAUUUCCAUAGUUUUAAUGUGGACUGAAUGAUACUACGGUAUAUACAAUACAUAAUAUAAAAAUUACUUCACAAAAAUUC
Colletes gigas is the source of this 1069-nucleotide messenger RNA. Its product is annotated as protein MIS12 homolog. Lineage: Eukaryota; Metazoa; Arthropoda; Insecta; Hymenoptera; Colletidae. The record is from RefSeq and is a predicted model, not a curated record. Bases 119 to 778 code for a protein of 219 amino acids. The transcript is spliced from 4 exons.